Syngnathus typhle (broad-nosed pipefish) is the source of this 2809-nucleotide messenger RNA. RefSeq names its product activating transcription factor 5b (gene atf5b). The record is from RefSeq and is a predicted model, not a curated record. The transcript is spliced from 4 exons. Gene Ontology annotation, cellular component: nucleus. Lineage: Eukaryota; Metazoa; Chordata; Actinopteri; Syngnathiformes; Syngnathidae. Bases 295 to 1803 code for a protein of 502 amino acids. Gene Ontology annotation, biological process: regulation of transcription by RNA polymerase II. Gene Ontology annotation, molecular function: DNA-binding transcription activator activity, RNA polymerase II-specific; RNA polymerase II transcription regulatory region sequence-specific DNA binding.
AUGUAAUCCGGUCGGGGCGUCUGGAGUUGGAGAAGUAACCGAUUUAAAAACUUUGUGUCUUCAAGUGUUCUUGCCGCAAAUAUCGCUUCAUUGCUGACUUCCUAAAAGGGAGGAUAUGGCUUUUUAAAAGCGUGGCUUCGUCUCCGUCGUCCUUUUAAAGCUUCGUGUGCUUUGCUUUCGCAACGCACUUGACACCACUCAGAACUAUGGGAUCUUCAAGUAUUUAUGUGACCCUUUCGUCCAUCAAUUGCACUAUUUGUGCCAUUUCACAAUUUAAUCGCAGCAGACGAUACAAUGGCGGCAUCGAUCCUUCGCAGGAAAAUUCACCUCAUUUCCACAGGCGGGCUCCACGUUCUCCCUCUCCGACAGGCUAGCCCCAGCCAAUCGCGGCCCACGGUGGGGGCGGAGCUUGAGGAAAAGCAGCGCUUUAUUGGUGAUGGUCACUCAGAUUGGAUGACGGAAAAAGUUGAUUUGUCUUCAUUCGUGUCAACUACCGAGUCGUCUCCCAGCUCAUCCCUUCCACCCUCACCGUUAGAACAAGAUGUCAAGGUGCCCUCAGACCUGGAGGUCAUGACCUCUUUAUUGCAGGAGGAGCUAGCUCAGCUGGAGGACUACUUCCGCUCCGAGUCCACAGCCACGGCAAGCAAGUCGGAGAAAUCCUCGAAAUGUGACAAAGGUGCCCAAGCUAUGGGCUCGCAGUCUUAUUACCAGUUACCCUAUGGCUCGUAUGGGACCAACCAAUCAGACACCAGCCCUGUGGUUGUUACCUUGGCAACAGGGGAACUGGACCUGGCCAGCUUCUGUGGCAGUCCCAUGGCUAGAUCCAAAAUCGCACGGCCUGCGCCAUACAACUACCACCACCGUUAUCACCACAACAGUGGGCGAAGAAUCAUCAGUGAGGCAGUGAAAGUCGGGGAGGACGUCGGAUUCGAUACAUGGGGCUCCAGGGGAAGUUACUCCGGGAGCACAGAGUUUUCUGUGAAUCACUACUCCACGUUGAAGACGGUGAGCAAGAACAGCCUCGGAGGCAUCAAGAAGGUGAGAGAAUGUGCUUUAUCGUUGAAGGAAGAGGAGAGCUAUUGUUUUUCCGAAGGGAUGUUUUGUAGCGAAGAGAUUGCGCGAAGUUUUUGCCUUGGUGGCUCCUACGACGGCCACCACAAGCGAGAGGGACAACUGAUGCACAAUGUGAAGGUUAAUGUAAGUUACGACAGCUCCGGGCUCGAGGUCCUGCAUUGCAGCAAAGAUGGAGGACUGUCUGGAAGUAUUCCCCAAGAGACAAUGAUGGCUGCAGACGGCUACUUCCACCAAUCUAUGGCCAGCACGGAACCAUACCAUAGCUUUAUCGGUGAACUGGACCAGCCGUCGCAAGCCGUAGAGCCCCAACACGGCCACUACCUCUAUCCAGAAUGCCUUGCGGACCAAAGUUACGAAUGUCUGUCCAGAGGUGAGAGUGAGGGGACGCUGCUGGGCGCCCCCAUCCACCGCCCGACUCAGAGGCUAAAGGAUGAGCCGUGUUCCAUUAAAUCGACGCUUGUAGUUGGGACCGCUUCUUUGGAUUUGAACACUGGGGAGAGAAAGCAGAAGAAGAGAGACCAGAAUAAAACUGCUGCUCACAGGUACAGGCUGCGGAAAAGGGCAGAGUUGGACUCUCUGGAAGAGGAGCUUCAUGGACUGGAAGGGCAGAACAGGGAACUUCGUGACAAGGCGGAAUCGGUGGAAAGAGAGAUUCAGUAUGUGAAAGAUUUACUUAUCGAGGUCUACAAGGCCCGCAGUCAGCGACUCAAACAAGAUGGCAGUGCCUAAAAAGCGCCCACGCUGAACUCCCCCCAUCCCCCAACGAAUCGAGAGCACAGACAGGUUUCAAAUCUUGUUAAAAUGAUUGUUAGUUGCAUGGUUUUGCUAGUCAUUUUAUAUAAAAAUAUAUUUACUAAUCUUUCAAGAGGAGAGUGGGAAAAUCAAUUUCAUCAAGAAAAACAGAGGUUUCCCUAAAAAGGGUGAGGAACUCUACAAAGCCUUAGUGAUAUGGCUUCCAGAGAAGAUGCUGAACUUGUCCGUGACCACUGUGAUCCCAACUGAACUCACAAUCCUUUGUGAAUGCUUUGAGUUUUUGUGUUUGCGGCUGGAAAAGAAAGGUCCUUGAAUUAGUGAUAGUGAUUGAAUUACGUGUGGUUUUUGUGACACCCACACAGUGGUGGCAUCAAGGUAGACCCACACAAAAUUAUAUAUAAUUAUAUAUAUAUAUAUAUACACAUAUAUAUUUAUUUUGUAUUUUAUUUUUACUUAAUAAUGUUCAUUUACCAUUUGCGUUAAGAUGAAUAAAGGGAUUGCUGAAAAGGUGUGUAAACAUGCGCUACAAUUAUUCAUAAUCAGAAUCAUGAAGAGGAUUUGUAUUUCUCAAUUGUGUAUUUAUGACUGAAAUAACCCAUGCAUGUUUGAUUUUCAGAAAAGCAUGUGUGAGUGUUAUAUGAAGGCAUUAUUCUGUUUACUGCAUGACUUCCAGCGCUCCACCUCAUCUGGUCAAGGUUUUUUUCUCUUUGUCAUACCUAGGUUUUGAUUUUGGAUUGAGAGUGAGAUGCUGAAUAAUUCAUUGUCCCAACAAAAUUCCUCAAUGUAUUCCUCUGUUUUAGGUUUUUUGGCUGUAUUUUGCGAAAAAACAAUCACACAACAAUAAAUGUUGACUCUAUGGAAUUGUUAUUCACUGACCAAUUUGAUAUUUUGGAGAAUUCAGGGCCUUUUAUUGAUCAAUGCCAAUGUCAGGAAAUUAUGCAUCAGGUGAAUUGCAGCCGAAUAAAGCAGUCAUGUUCAUUCA